Molecule: messenger RNA, 1195 nt
Organism: Vespula pensylvanica (western yellowjacket)
Lineage: Eukaryota; Metazoa; Arthropoda; Insecta; Hymenoptera; Vespidae
Gene: Pex11ab
Product: peroxisomal membrane protein 11B
Exons: 3
Coding region: 379-1080 (233 amino acids)
Biological process (GO): peroxisome fission; regulation of peroxisome size
Cellular component (GO): peroxisomal membrane
Source: RefSeq, a predicted model, not a curated record
CUCCUAUUCAUUAAAGAUGGCGCUGAUCAUGUAAAGUCAAAGUAUUUAUUUGCAUGUACAUUUUUAUCUUGGUAUGUUUCGUUAUUUAUGCGUUGAUCCUUGACAGAAACAUGAUAUAAACAGAAUUUAAAUGUGAUAAAGAGUUUUAAUUAGUCAUGCAAGUUACUUUGAUUUCUUUAACAGUACUUAUAUCGAUGUGUGUAGUAAGAAAAGUUUGGCGAAUUCUUUGGAAUUAGAUUAUUAUUUAAACGUUCAUAAAGAUAUCAACGUUCACUUUCAUUCUUAUUAAUAUAAUUUUUUACGUGUAUAUAUAUAUAUAUAUAUAUAUAUAUAUAUAUAUGUUUAUAUAUAUAUUAUAUAUAAAAACAAAAAACAAAAAUGGAUAUAAUAAUAAAAUUAAAUGAGCAAACAGCAGGCAGGGAUAAAAUUAUCAGAUUGUUGCAAUAUGGAAGUAGAGCUUGCUGGUAUUACGCACAAAAUGUAAACAGCACAAGACAAUCUUCCGACGUUCUACGUAGUUUGGAAUAUACUUUUAGUUCUUUCAGAAAAUUACUACGUUUUGGAAGAUGCUUGGAUAGCUUUUAUUCAGCUUUAUCAACAAUGAAAUAUCCAGAUUUAAUUGUAAGAAUUAUGUUGACAUUAUCGAAAAUUGCAAAUGCUUUGUUUCUUUUAGCAGAUCAUAUUAUUUGGAUAGGCCGUGUAGGAAUCUUUCGUAUUGAUAUAGAAAAGUGGAGUAAAGUUGCUAAUAAAUAUUGGUUAAUGAAUAUUACAUUAAAUUUAGCUAGAGAUGUCUAUGAAAUUGUUAAAAUUUUAGAACAAGAAAAGUUCUAUUCAUCUAGGAGAACUUCUAUGGUACCUAAAUGUAAAUCAGGAAAUCAUUAUGAUGCAUUAUUAUGUUUCAAAGACCAUAAAGAUGUUGUUAUGGAUACUGUUAAAAAUGGAUGUGAUCUAUUUAUUCCAUUAACAGCAUUAGGCUAUACCAAGUUAACACCUGGAAUUAUAGGUAUCUGUGGAUUGAUCUCUUCUAUGGUAGGAAUUUAUACAUUAGUUCAUCCAUUAUAUAAAUUAAAGCCAUCAUAAUCAUAAUACAAUACUUACAUGAAAUGUAAAUUGUAAAGUGUAUCAUAUAAUUAUAUUAUUCUUGUUAUAAUUUUAUUAAAAAGUUUUGGAAAUAGAUUUAUUAAAUAAUUCAGUU